Aspergillus melleus is the source of this 378-nucleotide messenger RNA. RefSeq lists its product as uncharacterized. NCBI's taxonomy places the organism in Eukaryota, Fungi, Ascomycota, Eurotiomycetes, Eurotiales, Aspergillaceae. The coding region runs from base 1 to 378 and encodes 125 amino acids. The transcript has a single exon. The record is from RefSeq and is a predicted model, not a curated record.
AUGAACCUCUCAAUGAUGACACAACUACGACCACAACCCAAGCCCUCCGCUAUGACUUUACCUUGGAGCGAGCAGCCCCCCGACAAGAGGAUCCAGUAUGCGAUCCCUCAAUUGGAGGGCGAGCGCAUCACUAUCCCCGGAAGUAAGGGCGUCUUUCGGAUCUUGGCGUCUGCGAAACAGACGAAUGGGUUGAUGGCUGUUUUUCAGAGUGGUGCUGUUCUCUCUGACGCGCCGGGCUUUCAUUAUCAUAACCAUGCGCACGAUGUGUUUCUGGUCACGAAAGGGUUCCUGAAGUUGUGGAAUGGGGAUAAGUGUCGGAUUAUGGGUCCGGGGGAUUUUGCUUACGUGCCGCCGGUGAGUAGUUCCUCGUCGUUUUAG